Metarhizium brunneum ARSEF 3297 is the source of this 573-nucleotide messenger RNA. RefSeq names its product N-terminal acetyltransferase B complex catalytic subunit naa20 (gene naa20). Gene Ontology annotation, cellular component: NatB complex. NCBI's taxonomy places the organism in Eukaryota, Fungi, Ascomycota, Sordariomycetes, Hypocreales, Clavicipitaceae. The record is from RefSeq and is a predicted model, not a curated record. Gene Ontology annotation, molecular function: protein-N-terminal amino-acid acetyltransferase activity. Gene Ontology annotation, biological process: N-terminal peptidyl-methionine acetylation.
AUGGCAACCUUUCGGCGUUUUCGUCCUGAUGACGUUAACAAGUUCUCAAAAUGCAACCUAGAUCCCUUGACCGAAACAUACGAGUUGGGUUUCUAUUUGCAGUACUUUGCCAAAUGGCCCGCUCUAUUCCAAGUGUGCGAAGACAAAGACGGGAAUAUUAUCGGCUACAUCAUGGGCAAGGUUGAAUCGUCACCCAAUACCUACAAGUACUCGGAGCAUUACCUCCCAUGGCACGCACAUAUCACUGCCCUGACUGUGGCACCGGAAGCUCGGAGGCUGGGAAUAGGUAAAAUAUUAACAGACCAGUUAGAAACGGCUGCAGAUGACAGUGAUGCCUGGUUUGUGGACCUGUUCGUCCGCAGGAGUAAUCACCGAGCAAUUGCCUUUUACAAAAGUUUAGGCUACAGCGUCUUCCGAGUAGUCAAAGAUUACUAUGGCGACCAUGCGACAGAUUCAACCAAGGCUGGCGAGGAUGCGUUUGACAUGCGGAAGCCUAUGAAAAGGGACAAAGAUCGCCAGCAUAUCCGAAGCGAUGGCGAGAGCCAUGAAGUAGACCCGGAAGAUGUCUGGUAG